AUGGUUAUCGCGAGAUAUGAACCAGGAAUGAACUUUUUCGAAGCAAUUUAUUUUAAUUUUGUGUCACUUACAACCAUCGGUUUAGGUGAUUUGGUACCCAAAAACGAACCUUAUUUGGUAGUAACACUCGUAUAUUCAGCGAUUGGUUUGGCUUUAACAACGAAUGCUGUUGAAAUUGCUGCCGAAUAUUUGAGAAUGUUACACUAUUUCGGACGAAAUUUUGACCAUGUUGGCAAUGUCAAAAUUUGGUUUGCGAACUUUAAAACUGAGUACUUCUCAAUGCUGAUUGGGCAGCAGAAGGGAAGACUUAUUCUACACUUAAGCAAGACGGAACUCAGAUUAACAAUGAAACAACUGGUCCGCAACUUUGGAGACCACUUCAACAUACCUCUGGAUGAGAUUGCAAACUUAAACCUCCACGAAUUCGUUGAAGCCGCGAUCAAGGUUGAAGCUGGUGAAAUAUCUACCUUACGAUGUCUACAUCCAAUCAACGUCGGUAUUGAAUCCAUGAUAUUCGUAGAUGAUGAUGAACUAUGUAUUUAA
Messenger RNA from Thelazia callipaeda (thelaziosis nematode), 543 nucleotides. Lineage: Eukaryota; Metazoa; Nematoda; Chromadorea; Rhabditida; Thelaziidae. The record is from the annotation of a GenBank genome assembly.